Messenger RNA from Castor canadensis (American beaver), 963 nucleotides. Lineage: Eukaryota; Metazoa; Chordata; Mammalia; Rodentia; Castoridae. The record is from RefSeq and is a predicted model, not a curated record.
AUAUUUUAUAAAUUUCCAUCCAUUCUGGCUGUGAGAAAUAUCUCCCUUGCUAUCCAAAAGGAGGAGUGCUUCGGAUUGCUUGGAUUAAAUGGAGCUGGAAAAACAACUACCUUUCAAAUUUUGACUGGAGAAGAGAUUGCUACUUCUGGAGAUGUGUUCAUUGAAGGCUUUAGCAUCACCACAAAUAUCCUAAAAGUAAGGUCAAAAAUUGGCUAUUGUCCACAGUUUGAUGCCUUGCUGGAUUACAUGACUGCUCGGGAAAUAUUGACCAUGUAUGCCAACAUGUGGGGGAUCCCCACAAGCAACAUUAAUGAUUAUGUGAACAGCUUAUUGAAAUCACUGAAUCUGGAUUCCCAGGAUGACAAGUUUAUUUACACUUUGAGUGGAGGAAGCAAACGCAGGCUGAGUACUGCGAUUGCCCUAAUGGGAAAAUCCUCAGUGGUCUUCCUGGAUGAGCCAUCGACUGACAUGGACCCUGUAGAACGCCUGCUCUGGGACACAGUGACAAAGACACGUGAAAGUGGAAAAGCCAUCAUCAUAACCUCUCACAGUAUGGAGGAAUGUGAGGCUCUUUGUACCAGGCUAGCUAUCAUGGUGCAGGGAAAGUUCAUGUGCCUGGGCAGCCCUCAACAUCUUAAGAACAAGUUUGGUGAUAUUUACACCCUGAAUGUCAAGUUCAAGACUAAAAAUACAGAUAGCAAUAUAAUAGCAGAUUUUAAAAGAUUUAUUGCUAAUGUUUUCCCAGGUAGUGACUUGAAGCAGGAGAAUCAAGGGAUCCUUAACUACUACAUUCCCAGCAAGGACAAUAGCUGGGGAAAGGUGUUUGGCAUUUUGGAGGGAGCUAAACAGAAAUUUGGUUUAGAAGACUAUUCCCUCAGUCAGAUUACUCUGGAACAAGUCUUCCUCACCUUUGCUAAUAACCCAGGUAACACAGCAGGUGGUAAUGAAAAGGAGGAGCCAUGA